AUGGCGGCGCCCGAGGCCUGGUGUGCCCGGAGUUGCUGGUUCUGUGAGGUAGCGGCGGCAACGACCAUGGAGGCAACGUCCCGGGAGGCGGCGCCAGCGAAGAGCUCGGCCUCGGGCCCCAGCGCUCCCCCCGCUCUGUUUGAACUGUGCGGGAGGGCGGUGAGCGCCCAUAUGGGGGUUCUGGAGAGCGGGGUGUGGGCCCUCCCAGGCCCAAUACUUCAAAGCAUCUUACCUCUGCUCAAUAUAUAUUACUUGGAGAGGAUUGAGGAAAUUGCCCUGAAGAAAGGUCUCUCCACUCAGGCCAUUUGGCGCCGACUAUGGGAUGAGCUGAUGAAGAAAAGGCCCUCCAGUUUGGAGGGGGUGACCUGUUGGCGAGCCAAGUUUAUGGAGGCCUUUUUCUCCCAUGUUCUACGUGGGACCAUUGAUGUGUCUUCUGACAGGCGUCUUUGUGACCAGCGCUUCUCACCUGUCCUACACAGCUCCCGUCAUGUCCGGCAGCUCACCAUCUGCAAUAUGCUGCAGGGAGCAACUGAGCUGGUGGCUGAGCCCAACCGCAGGGUUCUGGAGACCCUGCCUAGUUCCCUGCACACUCUUAAGUUCCGCCACUUGCUGUUCUCUGAUGUGGCUGCCCAGCAGUCACUUCGACAGCUGUUGCAUCAGCUCAUUCACCAUGGGGCUGUUAGCCAAGUGUCCCUGUACUCCUGGCCUGUGCCUGAGUCAGCCCUUUUCAUCCUCAUACUCACCAUGAGUGCUGGCUUUUGGCAGUCAGGCCCUGGUAGCCUGCCUUGUCACCAGUGUGGAGAGGCCUCCCGAGGCCGGCCUCCAUCCCGAGAUGAAGGGUCCCUUUUGCUAGGCUCACGUCGGCCUCGGCGAGAUGCUGCGGAAAGAUGUGCUGCAGCCCUGAUGGCCACCAGGCGAAAGAGUGAAGUCAAGCAGAUGCCCAGAUCUGCACCUACUCCUCGAGUAACAUGCCGCAGCACACAGGAGAGCCUGACAACAGGCGGGACAGACCCUAAUAGGGAGCUGCACCCUCCAGCCACCUCUCAUGAGGCUGCUGGAACCAAGCGGCCAACCUCUGCUCCAGCUGCCACCUCUUCUGCCUCCUCUUCCACAUCCUCAUCCAAACAGGCUCCAGCUAGCUCUGCCUCACAGCCUAAGCCCUUAAAGCGCUUCAAACGAGCUGCAGGGAAGAAGGGUGCUCGUACCCGUCCAGGGUCUGGUGCAGAGUCUGAAGACCUACAUGACUUUGUUUUUAUUGUGGCUGGUGAGAAGGAGGAUGGUGAAGAGAUGGAGAUUGGGGAAGUGGCUUGUGGAGCUUUGGAUGGAUCAGAUCCCAGCUGCCUCGGGCUCCCAGCACUGGAGGCCUCCCAGCAGUUCCGCAGCAUCUCCACUUUGGAGCUAUUCACAGUUCCUCUUUCCACAGAGGCAGCUCUGACACUGUGCCACCUGCUGAGCUCGUGGGUGUCUCUGGAGAGCCUUACACUCUCUUACAAUGGUGAGCACCGGGAGGUACAGGGCUGGGCUUGGACCUUUCAGCAGCAUUGAGCCUAAUCUAGAGGAAUGUAUGUGGAGAGUCAUGAUGUAAUGUGGGGAGUCA
This is a messenger RNA of Jaculus jaculus (lesser Egyptian jerboa), 1597 nucleotides long. Its product is annotated as leucine-rich repeat-containing protein 41-like. Lineage: Eukaryota; Metazoa; Chordata; Mammalia; Rodentia; Dipodidae. Gene Ontology annotation, cellular component: cytoplasm; nucleus. The record is from RefSeq and is a predicted model, not a curated record.